AUGCAACACAGUAGACCGCACAGUACACAACACAGUAUACAGCGCAGUAUACAACACAGUGUACAACACAGUAUACAUCACAGUGUACAAGAAAGUAUACAGUACAGUAUACAACACUGUACACAGCACAGUACGCAUCACAGUUUACAACACAGUAUACAGCACUGUAUACAUCACAGUAUACAGCACAGUUUACAGCACAGUAUACAGCACAGUUUACAGCACAGUAUACAGCACAGUAUACAGCACAGUAUACAGCACAGUUUACAGCACAGUAUACAGCACAGUAUACAGCACAGUAUACAUCACAGAAUACAGCACAGUUUACAGCACAGUAUACAGCACAGUAUACAUCACAGUAUACAGCACAGUAUACAACACAGUAUACAGCACAGUUUACAGCACAGUAUACAGCACAGUAUACAGCACAGUAUACAGCACAGUAUACAGCACAGUUUACAUCACAGUAUACAGCACAGUAUACAGCACAGUUUACAGCACAUUAUACAGCACAGUUUACAGCACAGUAUACAACACAUGUACAGUAUACAGUAUAGUAGACGAUAUAGUAUACACCGUAGUAUACAGUACAGUAAACAACACAGUAGACAUUACAGUAUACAGCACAGUAUACAGCACAUUAUGCAGCACAGUAUACAGUACUGUAGAUUACAUAGUAUACAUCAUAGUAUACAGCACAGUAUACUGUACAGUAGACAAUAUAGUUUACAUCUAAGUAUACAGCAUAGUAUACAGCACAUUAUACAACACAGUAUACAACACAGUAGACAGCACAGUAUACAGUACAGUAUACAACACUGUACACAGCACAGUACGCAUCACAGUUUACAACACAGUAUACAGCACUGUAUCCAUCACAAAGUACAACACAGUAUACAGCACAGUAUACAACACAUGUACAGUAUACAGUAUAGUAGACGAUAUAGUAUACACCGUAGUAUACAGUACAGUAAACAACACAGUAGACAUUACAGUAUACAUCACAGUAUACAGCACAGUAUACAGCACAUUAUGCAGCACAGUAUACAGUACUGUAGAUUACAUAGUAUACAUCACAGUAUACAGCACAGUAUACUGUACAGUAGACAAUAUAGUUUACAUCUAAGUAUACACCAUAGUAUACAGCACAGUAUACAACACAGUAUACAACACAGUAUACAGCACAGUAGACAGCACAUUAUACAGCACAGUAUACAGCACAUUAUACAUCACAGUAUACAGCACAGUUUACAACACAGUAUACAGCAUAGUAUACAGCACAGUAUACAGCACAGUUUACAACACAGUAUACAGCAUAGUAUACAGCACAGUAUACAACACAGUAGACAGCACAGUAGACAGCACAGUAUACAACACAGUAUACAACACAGUAUACAGCACAGUAUACAGCACAGUUUACAGCACAGUAUACAGCAUAGUAUACAGCACAGUUUACAACACAGUAUACUGUACAGUAGACAAUAUAAUAUGCAGCACAGUUUAAAUCACAGUUUACAGCACAGUAUACAGCACAGUAUACAACACAGUAUACAGCACAGUAUACAGCACAGUAUACUGUACAGUAGACAAUGUAGUAUACAGCACAGUAUACAGCACAUAUAA
Oncorhynchus nerka (sockeye salmon) is the source of this 1623-nucleotide messenger RNA. RefSeq names its product dynein heavy chain-like. The record is from RefSeq and is a predicted model, not a curated record. The transcript is spliced from 2 exons. The coding region runs from base 1 to 1623 and encodes 540 amino acids. NCBI's taxonomy places the organism in Eukaryota, Metazoa, Chordata, Actinopteri, Salmoniformes, Salmonidae.